GAAAGGCGACUGGAGAGGAGGCUUGAUGCAACACAACAGGAAGGGUCUUCCGGGACCAUUCAACAUAUGACACCUUUUUGCAGAUUCAUUACGAACUGAUUUGGAGGCCAAUCUUGGCUAAAAAGUGAAGUACGAGACUUUCUGGAAAGGAUUUUGAUUUAUUUUGUUUGUUUUCAUAAUUCAUACACCACUGAAUGUCUCAGUUUCUAAGUGGAGGUGGCUCUUGCUUGUCAGGAGAAGGGGAAUAAAUUUCCACUUAUUCUCCUUUCAGCCCUUAUGUGCUCCCUUCCAAUGCUGUUCUGGAGGGUCAUGAAACCAGCCACAAUAGGAUGUAAUAAUUUGUGAUGGCCUUGCGUUUGACAUUCACGUAUCAUAUAGUAGCUCCGUCAUCUGUAUUCUUGAGGUGCUUUGUGAGGCCAUACAUUGCUAAUAUAACAGUUUGAGAUAGCAACUGGCUCGUGGAAGGGGGAAUCAAAAGCAAGCACGUACAUCUAAACCCACAAUUUGAUGACUGAAAUUGCAUCCCACUCCUAUGAGCUGCAUUACUGCCACUGUGGCUCGUAAGCUCCUGGUGGGGGAAGAUGGCUCGUCUCUUUGCACUGGGAUUGGUCCGGUUUUCGUUGGCAAAGUUCCUCUGGCACUUCCUCCCCAGCCCAUGGCCAACAUAGGAUUCUUUGUGUUUCAGCUGCACUUUCAACCAACCCGUAAGAUUGGAAACCUGUAUAAUUAAUGGGGAUCUGUUGUUUUUCAUCCCUGCACAAAAUCUGCUGAAUGUGAUGUUGAGCAUGACUUAACUGCAGCAGGAGACAGGCGUUUAAAAACGCCUGGCAAAUAAAGCCAAAGGGCUCCCUCUGAAGUUCCCCCAGCUCUUUAAAAGUGAUGGAAUGUUGCCCUCGCAACUCCCUAUUGGUCAGAGAGGUUCUCUUCCCCACCCUCCAAAAUUGCAUCCUAAUGUGUUUUUAUACAUAUAUAAUAGAGAGCUGUUCCUUAACCUGUUCCUUUUAUGUAAGGCAGGGAGAGCGAGGUGCCUGGGAGAGAAGAAAAUGCCCCACACUGUUGGCAUGCUGAUGUUUCUGCUGUGUCUUGGAUUCACCUUCCCGAUGAUUGCGAAGGGAAUUUUUAUGGACAAGCUGGCAAGCAAGAAGUUGUGUGCCGAUCAGGAGUGCUUAUAUGCCAUCUCCCUGGCAAGGGCGGAAGACGAUUACAACGCGCCAGACUGCCGAUUCAUUAACGUCAAAAAGGGGCAACUGAUCUACAUUUACUCAAAGCUAGUGCAAGAAAGAGGAGCUGGAGAAUUCUGGGCUGGGAGUGUUUAUGCAGAGCACUACGAGGACCAGAUGGGCACUGUUGGAUAUUUCCCCAGGAAUUUAGUCACAGAGCAGCACAUCUAUCAGGAAGCAAACGAGACAGUUUCCACGAAGGCCAUCGAUUUCUUCUGUGAAUAGAAGUCUGUAAAGCGGUCAACCAGCACAGUUAAGGAAAGGAAGUAUAGACGCGCUGAGCAAAAGAAGAUCUUCCGCCUUUCCUGUUGUAGAUUCAAGGAAAAACAGAAAGUCUCUUUUUCCUAAACACCUUUUUUUUCAAUAGAAAGGGAAGAAAAACACAUAAAUAGGACUAAUAUGUAAUUUUUAUUUACUUUGCUAGUGAUUUUAACCAAUGCCCCAAACUGCUAUUGCCUUUUAAAUAACAGUAUUCUCUUUGUUACUUUUCAGAGCAAUAAAUGCUAAAUAUUAUAGGCAGGUGCCUACCACCUGUGCUUCGUCCAUUUGCCUGAGCCUGUUGUUUCCUCUAUUGCCGUGGUUCCCAACGUGGGGCACGUGCUCCACAGGGGGGUAAUUUGAUUUUCAAGGGGGCCAAUUCGAGAAUGAGAUAUUAACAGUGAAUGGCC
Messenger RNA from Zootoca vivipara (common lizard), 1888 nucleotides. It is a transcript of the gene OTOR, whose product is annotated as otoraplin. Gene Ontology annotation, biological process: cartilage condensation. Gene Ontology annotation, molecular function: protein binding. Lineage: Eukaryota; Metazoa; Chordata; Lepidosauria; Squamata; Lacertidae. The record is from RefSeq and is a predicted model, not a curated record.